Armigeres subalbatus is the source of this 1929-nucleotide messenger RNA. RefSeq names its product chemotaxis regulatory protein ChePep-like. NCBI's taxonomy places the organism in Eukaryota, Metazoa, Arthropoda, Insecta, Diptera, Culicidae. The transcript has a single exon. The record is from RefSeq and is a predicted model, not a curated record. The coding region runs from base 55 to 1902 and encodes 615 amino acids.
ACAUCAAGAUCACAGUAGCCCUUGAAGAAUAAGCAGACGGUCGUAGCUGUAAAAAUGUCUUCACGGGGAUCAAAAUCUGCGUCCUCUACCACAAGCACAGAUUCCUACCCAAGUCUUUACAAGUCUUACUCCAGCAAACGAACUUCUAGCAGUUCAUCGUUGGGUACAACUCAUUCUUCCAUCGCUUCAACACAUUCGGCAACUGGUUCGAAAAUCCUCAAUAUCCCACAAAAAGAGACCACUUGUUCAACCGUUCCACCGCGCAUUAGAUGGGAUCGCGAAGCUCCGUCACCCAAUCGUCCCUACGACUCCCGAAAAUAUGACAUCCCUUUCAAACCUCUACAGCCGUACCUCAGUCAACUCGGAGGUCUGGGUGUUCCGCCACGAAAACCAUGCGACAUACCGAAAUCGGAUCCAUUCCACAAGAGGACUCAGGUUGAUGAAAGCUUCCACAAACGCGUCACCGAUGCCUCCAUAUUCAGUAUAACUGAACAACCCAGGUCAAAUGUUUGCUUGGAAGAAAAAUCCCCUGCCAUUGAAUAUGUUGCACUAAGGUCCGUCAAAAGUGUGAUUCUGGCAGACAAUAUCGAUUCCGAUGGAAGCGAUUCGAGUGACACCGAGUUUGAGGAAAACCUGUCCGAGAUGAGCUGGACGGCAUUCCUGCAGCAACCGAAACGGGACGAAGUGCUAAAGCAAUGCAAGCGGUCGUUCUUUCAGGCACGGAAGGAGUUGUUCAAACUUCGUCAGCACGACGAUUAUUUGGAAGAGAAAAAUAGACAACCAGUUGAAGUGGAAUCAUGGGAAAUAUCGUCGGAUAGUACAGUCGAAUUGGAGGAUUCAUCGGAGCUGGAUAUGUUCGAUAAACAGGAAGAAGUUGUGUCAGAAGUUUUCGAAACAAGCGAUGAGUAUAAGCCGACGGAAGUUAUACACGAGGAAUAUAAACUACGUUUCAAAGAACAUGAGCAAACUUACAUGGAGAGCAUGCGGAAACAUAUGUGGAGUCAGUAUGAAAUAGAGGAAGAGCAACAGAAAGAGGAAGAAGCCAAACGACAACAGUCACCAGAGCCAGUAGAAGAGGAGGAAAUUAUAAAAAAUGUACCUAAACAAGAUUAUUUGAAUUUGAAGAAACACGAGUACAGACAGCAGUUAGCUGAUCGUCUAGAGGAGAUAAAUCGUUCGAUUAAAAGGAAGCCGCAGGAACUCCCCCAGACAGCUGUCCAGUUUGAAAAGUAUAACGGUGAAUUGAUGCGGAAGCGUAGGGAGCUGCGAGACGAAGCCAGGGUUGUUGACGAGCACUAUAAGAAGGCCGGGUUGGAGCUGGAUGUACCCGAGAAGGACAUAAAGCUGAGAAAAUUUCGAGCUGCUGAUCAUAAAAGUGAAGCAGAUGAGUCGGAAGAUGAAGACCUAUAUCAGAGUUCGGAAGCAGAGGAGGAACCUGUUGUUCAUACUUGCAUGACGCGGCUAGAAUGGGCACGAUGGAUGGGUCGAUGCACUAAACUGGAGAAGCUAAAAUUACCACAGGUGAGGAUUCCUCGCCUACCGAAGCUAGUACAUAAAUCGGAACAAAGUCCAAUAAAGAUGUACAUAAUUGGGUUACAUAAAGAAGACAAACAGAUAAAAACGGAGGCGAAAAAAGAAUCAUUGGAUGCGAUAGAUUCGAAGAGGGAUAAGACGAAAACUGUCAAGUGGCACCUGAAAGAUAUGUUGUAUGAAAAACCGAAAGAGUAUAGGCUUUCCAAAUUCGUGCCGUACCGUCCUCCGAUUCGACCGUUCCCGGAAUUGGCGAAGGACAGAUUCAAAGUAGGUCAAGCGGUUCGAAGAAGGUGUCGUGAUCGAAGGAAGAAUCACAUGGUGUGGAUUGAUCAGUUGGUUGAAGGAAUUUGUAAUCGAAAUUAUCUGUGAUAUAAUUGAUAAUCCUGUGAAAUAAAU